Molecule: messenger RNA, 438 nt
Organism: Sinocyclocheilus anshuiensis
Lineage: Eukaryota; Metazoa; Chordata; Actinopteri; Cypriniformes; Cyprinidae
Product: gastrula zinc finger protein XlCGF57.1-like
Exons: 2
Coding region: 1-438 (145 amino acids)
Biological process (GO): regulation of transcription by RNA polymerase II
Cellular component (GO): chromatin; PcG protein complex; transcription regulator complex
Molecular function (GO): DNA-binding transcription factor activity, RNA polymerase II-specific; RNA polymerase II cis-regulatory region sequence-specific DNA binding
Source: RefSeq, a predicted model, not a curated record
AUGGAGGUGAAAGAGGAAGUUCAAGAACCGAGUGUCGUCAAGGAGAACCACUACAUUGAAACUCCUGAAGAUUUUAAAUGUGAAAAGACCUUCACACAUAAAGGAAACCUUAGGGAUCACAUAAAAAUUCACAUCGGAGAGAAGCCUUACGCGUGCCGUCUGUGUGGAAAGGGUUUAACGUGUAAAGGAAGCCUCAAGUGUCACAUGAGAGUCCACACCGGAGAAAAGCCGUUCACUUGUCAUCAGUGCGGAAAGAGCUUCGCUCGGAAAGUAAUCCUUCAGAAUCACAUAAAAACUCACUCCGGAGAGAAGCCUUACACGUGCAAACAGUGCGGAAAGAGCUUCAAAUGUAAAGGACACCUUAAGACUCACGUAAGAACUCACACCGGAGAGAAGCCUUACUCGGACCACGAGUGCGGCAAGAGUUCUAGGUUCUAG